CAUUCCAGGAGUAGGAUGAGCUGAUUUGACGCAUUAACGUGAGGCUCGGGAGGCUGUCAGUGUGAGUUUAGGGGAGGUAAACAAGAUGGCGACAACUUGAAUAGCAAGAGUAACAUGAAGAGACAAAAAAUACCUUAGUCGUAUCUCAUUGUGCAAUGAGAGAACCUGCCACAUCAAAUACGUAAACAAGCCAAAUGCGUAAGAAACAAUUGGCAAACGGGACGAGAUUUCUAUGGAUUAAGGCACCAGGAAGAAAGGGUAACCUGAGACUGGCCGCUUAUACCACACGGUUGACUGGAUUUGCUGCAUCUGUUUGCUCAAUAGGAACAAAAUACAACCUAUUGGCCUAUUCAUCAUGAGUGCUGGAGAGCUGCACCAUCUGGACUACCACCUCAAUGAUCAUGAACUGAUGGGGAUGGACACUUUCAUCCACCGCAUUGACUCCACAGAGGUGAUCUACCAACCACGCAGGAAGAGGGCCAAGCUGAUUGGGAAGUAUUUGAUGGGGGACUUGCUGGGGGAGGGGUCGUAUGGGAAAGUAAAGGAGAUGCUGGACUCAGAGACACUGUGUCGCAGGGCUGUCAAGAUACUGAAGAAGAAGAAACUGCGGAGGAUUCCGAACGGAGAAGCCAAUGUGAAAAAGGAGAUUCAGCUGCUAAGAAGGCUCCUGCACAAAAAUGUGAUUCAGUUGGUGGAUGUGCUGUACAAUGAAGAGAAACAGAAAAUGUAUAUGGUGAUGGAGUAUUGCGUAUGUGGGAUGCAGGAAAUGCUGGAUAGCGUCCCAGAGAAAAGGUUUCCAGUAUUUCAAGCUCACGGGUACUUUUGCCAACUCUUAGACGGCCUUGAAUAUUUGCACAGCCAGGGAAUAGUUCACAAAGACAUUAAACCAGGCAACCUAUUACUGACCACAGACGGAGCGCUCAAGAUCUCCGACCUGGGGGUAGCAGAGGCGCUCCAUUCAUUUGCGGAGGAUGAUACGUGUCGCACCAGCCAGGGCUCCCCGGCCUUCCAGCCCCCAGAGAUAGCUAAUGGCCUGGACACGUUUUCAGGGUUCAAAGUAGACAUCUGGUCCGCAGGAGUAACACUAUACAACAUUACGACAAGUCUGUAUCCCUUCGAGGGGGACAACAUCUAUAAGCUAUUUGAGAACAUUGGGAAAGGAGACUACAGCGUUCCCGAGGAGUGCGGCCCUCUCCUGUCAGACCUGCUGAAUGGAAUGCUGGAGUAUGAGCCUGUCAAGAGGUUUUCCAUACAGCACAUAAGGCAGCACAACUGGGUGCGGAAGAAACACCCCCCGUCCGAGCCCCCCGUGCCCUUCCCGGCCAACGCGGAGAGCCGGGACCCGUGGCGCAGCAUGACGGUGGUGCCCUACCUGGAGGACCUGCACGGCUACACGCAGGAGGACGACGACGAGCUGUACGACGCCGACGACGAGUUCAUCUACACUCAGGACUUCACCGUGCCAGGACAAGUAGCCGAGGAGGACGAGGACCUGAGCCCCGCCCACUACGGCCGGGCCGUGGCCAAGCCGGUGUGCGUGAACGGGACGGACGGCGGGGGAGCCCUCAACAGCAAGCCCAAAGUGGAGCGGCGCUCCUCCUCCUCGUCCAACCCGUCGCGCAAGGGGCUGUCCACGGCCAGCAAGAUCCGCAAGCUCUCCACCUGCAAACAGCAAUGACCUCACCCCCCGCCCUGCAGCCCACCUGGUCACGCUCUCCCUCCCCCUCUCCUCCCUCUGGUGUCUGGAGCCCCUGUGGGUGUAACGGGGGAGAACCUGCUGAUGGUCUAGCCCCGUAUUCCCUGAACCGCUGGCCUGAAUCCCACGCCACUGACCGGGCUGGGCUGGGGUCGAUGGGCGAGGAGGAGAAGAGGACCAAGUGUCAAGUGAUGUUAUUUUUUCUUCUUUGCCUGUCUCUAAAGACUUGAGCCGCUAGGUGUGAAAAGGGUUGGAUAUAUAAAUAUAUAUAUAUGCCAUUGGGCGGACGCUUUUGUCCUAAGCGUCUUACGAUGCCAUGAGUGCAUUCGUUUAUUAGCAUGGGGGGGCCCCAGUGGGAGAGGAUUAUUUUGAGAAUUGUUGCAUUUCCUUUUCUUUUAGUUUUGGUUGUUUUUGGCCUCCACCCCCUUGAAUGAUGCUCCCCUCUCCAUCUCUCCCUCCAUCCACUCUCCACUGGGAUGGCAUUGGACAAUAUGAACAUGGCUACGACUCCCCCUGCUUCUUCAGUAGUUCCCCUCUGUCUUUAAGACUACCUUUUGGAUUUGUUGUCUGUUCCGUGGGGGAGAAAAACUGCUGUUGUAACUGCCGUUUUUUUUAACUGCAGUGGGGGGGGGGGGAAGAGAGAAUUGUUAUUGAUAAUAAAAAAAAUCUGAAUUCUAUAUUUCAAUGUAUGAGGAUGAUGGAAGGUGCAUGCUGUGGGAAGCUGAGGUGAAGAGUUCUGCUGAUGGACUUGCAGACCUCCACGUCCACCACAGACUUAUCGGGGCUCUAGUUUCUGAUUUCCGUUUUUUGUUUUCUUAUUUGAAUAAAUAUUUUUUAAUUAUUAUUUAUAUAAAAUAUGUUCAGACCGGACUGUUUUGUGGCUGAUCUUUUUUCGAUUCUAUAUAUUUUUGGGCCAUGGCAUUUCUUCGCGGUUCACUCUAGUCUCUCCUGCCCCCCUGUUUGUCCUAAAGUAACACCGGGGUUAGUUCCUACAGGAAUGCGAUCGAUAUUUCCCUCAGGGGGUGCACUUUGUAGAGGGACAAGGUCCAAAAGACAUCCAGAUACUUACUAGCCGACAUGUAUUGCAAGAGUGUUUCCUGACCUUAUUGGGGCAUAUCCUGACGUUUCAGUGCAGAUGUAGGCCAACUGAACUUGAAAACAUCCAAUCGUUUGUUUUGAAGAGCUGCAAAUGAAAGUGUGCCGAUUCUAUCCCCAUAAGUCCACCUCCCCCCCUUCCCCUUAUACAACCACAUCUUCAGCCCUAUCACUCGGAGUAGAUCAGAGAGCAGGUGAGUCACAGCACCAGAGAGGGGGAGGGAGAGUACCCACGUCAGCACACUGUCGGAGAUUUUCUAUUCAACAGGGCUAACGACGAACAAUGCAAAUGAUUGAGAGGAAUCUCAGAUGCCUGGCAUUGCAUGCAGGUGGGAAUGUUUAAACGGUAUGACUAUUUAAGUGGUUUUGGAGGUAUUAAAAAGAAUAAAUGUCUUUACAAAAAAAUAACAUGCAGCUUUACCAGAAGCUGUCGAACCAUUUUUGUCAGUUUCAACAUUAAACAUCCAGCAACACAACAGGUAUUUUUUUAAUUUAUAAAUUCUAAAUGAAUAUGCACUUAGUGUACAUUCAGAUUCCUUUUCUGCCCUACAUUUAAUCAUUUCUGUAGGAUAUGCACUAGGCUAGUUCUUACUGCAGACUUAAUUCCCAAUGUUUCAAGCAGAACGUGUAGUACUUGAUUAAUCAUUCACAGAUGACUGAACGCACUCUUAUGUAACCUUUAUACAAAGAACUCUUUUAUAAUGAAACGCUAAUGCCAUUGAAUGUCGUAACGCUACACAUGAAACGUUAUGACAUGUUGACGUCCAUGGAAAUGUUUUGCCUUUGGGGAAGUAUCUCAAGCUCUAUAAAAAUUGGCAAAUACAACAGUGUUACAUAAUAUUUCAACUAACAAUUUAAGCCUAAAUAGUACUAUUUCAAUUCAAUCUGAAUCUGAAAACGGAGGUCUGACUUCAGGCAUGUAUUUGAUUCUAUGGAGGUGAAUAUCUCUUGUAUCCCCUGUCACUUUGUCCAAAGACACUGCAGUAUUGCAACCUUAUUUAAAAUAAAUAGGACAUUGUAGCCUACUGAUGUACAUCUUUUAAUUUAGUGAUGAAUGCCGCUUUUCUGUAUUGUAAUUACAUAUUUUGUUGACACAAUGUGGCAAUAAAAUAAAUGACGCAGUGAAUUGGCAAAAAGUAAGCAUAGAUCGUUUUUUAGAUAUUAAUAUAAUGUUACUUUGACUGUAGUCGACUGCUGACAACUUACAUACAUCAUCUCAUCAUCUUAAGUUACCCUUAUGAGUCAGACACUUGUGAGGACAGAAUUUGAUGAAGCAACAUGGAGAGAUGAACAUAUUCUCAUGAGGAAAGUGCUUUAUAAAUCUCAAACUAUUUUUCACUUCCACAUUGGUUACAAGCAGCAUGCUUACAAUGUUGAAAAAAUAUGACCUAUUUCACUUAUUCUGCAAAUGAGAUUAAAUUGCCAUGAGCAUAUAUUUAUUUUUAAAUAUAUAGAUGAAUGCAUGAAUAUGACGAUAGAAUAAAGUUGAUAUAAAAAUGGGUAAUUUACAUGUCACUGAACAUGGGUUCACAGUGGAUACAACUGGAAAUUCUAGAAGAGACAUACGACUGGUCAACAGUUAGGUGUCCGUCCUAGGGGACUGUACUGUAUAGUAGUGCAUCCACAUCUGGGUCAAUUUAACAUGUUGGGGAAUGAAUAUGUCACAAGGAAUUGACCUGCAAGGUAAGACGCAUCUUUAAAGUGCAAUCACAGAAAUGGAUAUGAAAAUGAACAGAUAAUUAUAGCGGAGGAGGGGGGCUGCCAAUCUAUACAGGACUCCUAUCAGGGGAGGAGACAUGGGACACUGCUACCGCGCAUUGGCGCUCUCCCAGGCCCAGUUCACCAGGCUUUGCAUUCCUCAACCCAGAGUAGAGCAUCUCCUCCAAGGAAACUGCCAUCUUGUCUGUCAGGCUACUCUGGCCGCAGAGGAUGGGCAUGAGGGGUGCUGGGUCCACAAAACUGACAUCUGUGAUCAGAUUGCCGGAUCCGCGCUUCUCUGGGGAAGGGAAAUGGGAUUUGAUCGCCUGGCUGCUGUUGUUGUUUUGGUUGCCGACUCUUGGAUCCAUGUGACUGGGCUGCGUAUGCAAAGUGUCCGGCAAGCGGCUCGAGGUGCGUUCAUUGGCCUCCGUUUCACCCUCCAUGUCGAUGACCUCACUAUCGGUGACCCUGUGUAUUGGCUCUGUGGAAUGUACACCAGUGUUUGAGCCCUCAAUGUCCUCAGAUGCUGCUUUGGACACGCCUCCUACAUCUUCUUGUGAAUCCCUUCUUUUGUGUAAGUUGUUAUCCUCCUCGAUGCCCGCUUGGUUCGCUUCCUCACACGCUGCCACCUCGGUAGCUUCCUCGUCGGCGGCGCUGGCGAUUCGGGACAGGGUGCUGUGGUAUCUUGUAUCCAGAGGGUACCCGGCGCUGUCCCCUCUCCGUAGGGGAGUGAACCUCUGUCUCUCCAGGGACGGGGAGUACCUCCCCCCGGUGCCGGACCCAGGGUCGCUGUAUUGCUUGUGCCUCUGCCACUGCUUCCGGAGAUGGACCCUGGACCGAUGCCUGGCCCGUGGCGGUGAGCCUUGCUGGUCGAAGCGCGGAUCAUGGCGGAGGAACUCGUUGAAGAGGGCGUCGGUCUUUUCGUCGAUGCUGUAGUCACGGCGGCGAAGGCGUGGCCGGUGGGUCGGAGACGGCGGUGGAAUGAUAGAGUAGUGUGGUUUCACAAGCGGAGAAGUGGGCUUGGACUGCAGGUGAAGUGAUUCCAGAGGAUUCGGGAUAUAAGUCACCUUCCCGGGCUGAGAGGGUUGCUUGAUGGUGAGAGAUUGGCUGCCGGCUUUAGCUGCCGCUCUUAGCCUCUUGUCUGCGUCUGUGUAACCAGUCAUUUCAUCCUCCUGCUCCUCCUGGAACGCCUUGGCUUCGAAGCUCUCACACACCGAGCCCUUCCUCCCAGAGUUGGUGAAGAACAAUCUCCUCUCUGAUGCCGUCUUGCCCCGAGAGCCUCCAGGCAUCCCAAACAGCCGCAGAUCUUCGGGGCCCCGCGAUGGGGCCUCUAUAGAGGCAUAUCCACUGUCCAUCUGAAGGAGCUUACGGUUCCCGCCCUCCACAUCCCCUGCUGUCCCAGCCGCAGCCUCCCCCUCCCCUACGGCCGCACUUCCAAACCCCUCUCCUUCCCCAUCCACUUCCGGCUCAUCGCCCAGGUCCUGGGACAGGCCGUAGCGAGCUCCCGCAGCUCCAAGGGAGGAGAGGCUGUCUGCAUCACUGCGUAUGGACUCCCGAUCCGUGCUGCUCUGGUCCGAGGAGGCAUACUGCUCAAGGGAAGCCCGCAAGCUCCAGAUGUCUCGGUACAGGGAGUGGGGCAUCUCAGUGUUUUCCUGGUUAAGCAGAAAGGAAAGAGAGGAACCCGAGUCUGUCCUUCUCCGAGCCUCGGCUCCAAGAACCUCCUCGUCCCCUUCCUCUGCCUCUAGCGUCUGCUCUCUCUUCACAUGUGAGAUCACAUCACAUGAACUGACCCCUGGGAAAGUGUUGCUCUGAGAUGCAGUCUUGAUAUUUCCCUGGAUGCCUAACUCCUCAUGUUCAACAAACAGGUUGUCUUCUUCAUCCUCUUCUGCGUCAGUGUCUCGAGUUGCUAGUUGUGCUCUUGCUUCUCUGUCCCUUGUGGCUACAGCAAACAUGGAAUUCGCCUCUGUCUCGGCGUCCACCACUAAACCCUCCUCUGCCCCAUCGCCUGUGUCCUGCUCCGGCCUCUUGGCGUAUUGGUAGUUUGGAAAGGGGAAGUCUAUUGUGCCCCCUGUGAUGUUGACACCUACCUCCACCCCCGCCCUGGCCUCCACCUCAAGCCUGCACAGAGGAAGAAAGAGACAACAUCGUUACUAUUAAACUAUUGCACAUGGGGUACUUCAGACGGCUGAAGUCAGUCCAACGCAAGGUAGCUUACAGGGCAACUUGGCUUGUGUGAGUGCUCCCUAGAGGCGUUACCUGUCGAGGAAAGCUGAAGUAGAGGAGGGGGUUGAGGCCUGUGUGAGAGACUCAGCAGAGAGAGACUGCAGACCACCACUUUGGAGGUGAGGUGGAGGGUGGGGUGCAGUGACGUCACCACCCAGGGAGGACGAGUCAUCAUCCGUGUGAUCAGUAGUCUCGCUGGCCGCUCGCUGUCUUUGGAAGGGCCUCCGCUUAGGGGAUCCUAACACAGGAAGUCAUGUUAAGACAUAACUUUAACCAGCCUCAUUGUAAUGGCUUAAUUUUAUUGAACCAUUAUUUGGGCCUUUAGUCAAUACAAGACAGUGUCUAAAAACUGAGGAACGGAUUGUUUUGAAGAUCUUGUACCUAGUUACUGAAAAAGGACCCUCCUAACCUUUGGCCUCCAGACUUGCUGCUCGAUGGCUGCUGUCAAAUUUCCAUUUCCUGAAGUAAGGCCCCGCCCCUUCCAGACUGGCGUGCCGCCGCAGCUUUGAAAAGAACUGCAGAACGGAGGCCUGGGCUGGAGACACCUCCCACUGCUCUACAGGUCCCCUCUUAUUAUCCUCCUCUCUCCCGUCCCCGAGGGCUUCAAGCUGUCAGGAAAACACGUAAUUAGACAAAGGAGGUGAAAGGUGAAUGAGAGAGACGAGUAGGUGGAGGAUGAAUGCAGGAGUGGUGUCUGUCAAUUGAUCUGCUGAAAGCCAGGGACUAAACUCUCAGGACGCAACAGAGGAGACUUACUGUGAGCGAGUGUGUGUGCUGGAGUUUGGCGGCUUGUGCGAUCUGUCGGUUGCCCUGCUCCAGGAUGACCGAGUGAUGGGGGUCUCCAGGCAGGCCCCCACUGAGAGACUGGCCCACCCAGCCGAGGGCCUCCCCUCUCUCAGGAGGCUAGAGAGACGGGGGGGGCAGGGGGGUUAGGACAUUAAUUCACAAAAUGUUGUUACUUGGUGUGUUUGGCUCACACAGCAAAACGGUUUGGAUUAGUCAGAUUGUUGGGGGAGAGGGAAUAUUAGAUGGAAGAAACCCAUGGUGGAAUGUUAAGCUCCACCAUGCUACCACCCCCGUUCACUUUGGAGGGUGCAACAGGGACCUGCUCACCUGGUAGAUGGUGAGGGGCAGUCUGGCCCCCGGCAACUCGUUGAUGUUGACGACGCUGCUCUCCGUGGACUCACACUCGGUGAUGGUGUGGAUCUUCAUGGAGGGGGCGUGGGUGGGGGCCAGGUGGAGGUGGGUGAGCCGCGCCUUCUUUAGGUGGUGGAAGUCCCCCUCGGUCAGCGUGUACCUAGCCGUCAUUGGGCACCGUUUAAACACGGGGUUCAUCGUAGGAUGACCUCUACCUGGUCGAGUUUAAGAACAUAGCUAUAUGUGCUGUAUCAUACUAACAAACAGGAAUGAUUUAUUGCUACAAAGGGCCUAUUUCAUUCACUGGCUUUUUUUUCCUUCGGGUCAAAAGUCAUGGAAGUGGGUUGAUGAAGAGGGAAUGAUGUUUAGCAGAGGGCCUCGUUGGGACUUGAACCUGGGUGGCCGGCCACAUAGGCAUGUUCCCCACACGGUUACUAGAACCCCUUAACAGGUUGAGCGACCUACUGGGGCAGGCCGUUGGAAGGGGGGUAACGGCAGCACAAGAGAUCCACCGCUGAGUCCCUACCUCCGGCCCUUGUCCUCCGUCUUCUUCUCUUGCUCGUAGAGUGCAGACUCGUUGAAGGACACCCGGCGGCCAGUGGACCCGGUGGAGACGAAGCGCUCCGUCUCUCCCUCCUGACAGCUCGGCAUCGAGAAGGCAUCCGACUCGUCCAGACGGAUGGUGAUCUCUGCGUUACGGAGACGUUGGAGAGGAGAGACAUGAUGUGAAUGUGACCGGAGCAGCCAUGAUGGACAAGAGGAUUCUGUGAGGAAAAACUUGAACAAACAACUAUUUUGUUGUUUUUGUAAGUUUGUUCCUUACCUUGAGUCGGCUGGGAGUCUUCAACAUAGGUGGUGUUGGUUUUCUCCGGGUCUUCACUGGCUCUACGCAGAGGGAGAGAGAGUGAGAGAGAGAGUGUUUGUUUAUGAUUAAACUGUCAACUUGAGACUGGAGGGUGUUUUAAAGCUCUCCCGGUUGGUGUCCACUCCUCACAGAUAUGUGGUUUCACACCACAUGGCAUGGAUUUCCAUAUUCAUCAAACUGCCGUCAUUACCCUAAUCUUGGUGA
Molecule: messenger RNA, 8918 nt
Organism: Gadus chalcogrammus (walleye pollock)
Lineage: Eukaryota; Metazoa; Chordata; Actinopteri; Gadiformes; Gadidae
Gene: stk11
Product: serine/threonine kinase 11
Exons: 12
Coding region: 356-1678 (440 amino acids)
Biological process (GO): positive regulation of vesicle transport along microtubule; protein phosphorylation; regulation of Wnt signaling pathway
Cellular component (GO): cytoplasm; nucleus
Molecular function (GO): protein serine/threonine kinase activity; ATP binding; protein kinase activator activity
Source: RefSeq, a predicted model, not a curated record